CAAGAUUGAAGCCUUUUGCAUUUCCACUUUUCAAUUUCGGUGAGCAUGGCCUUCAAUCUUCCAAGGUUCAUCGCCAUUAGAACAAUUGGUUAUCCUGAUAGAGGGCAUCUUUACUACAACGAAAGGGCAAGAGUAGUAGAGCUUGGGGAGCAGAGUGUGUUCAGCACGCUCGUGAAGAUUGAAGUCGAAAGAGCAACAAGCAACGCCAACUACGUUCACCUCCGAUUCUGUCAUUCCAACAGGUAUUGGUCGCAGAGAGUGAAUGGAAAUGGCAUCGUUGCUGAAUUAAGGGAGCCCGUGGAAGACACAACAAAUCCUUCAUGCACGUUGUUCGAGGCGGUUCAGGCGCCUCGUAGGCCAGCAGGUCAGUUUUACUUGAAUCACGUUCAGACCGGUGGGCGCCUGUUGAUAGAUCCGCAGUACUGGGGCAUUUUCGUGCAGUUAAACGCCCUUUCGUACAAUUUCUUAACUUUUGUGGAUUGGAGUACAUUGGUGAAACUGCCUGGCCACGUGGCUUUCAAAGGGGACAAUGGCAGUUUCCUUAGAGGAGUGUCCCAGGAUGGCGCCAACUACCUACAGUUCUCAUCGAAUGAUCCUAGCGAGUUGGCAUCCAGCCACCGGGUGUCGCUCAUGUCGGACGGACAUGUCCGCAUAGCAUCGGAUCACUGGUUGGGCCUGUUCUGGAGGCGCAGUCCAAACUGGAUAUGGGCCGAUGCCAAUAACCAGUCUUCCAUCAACAACCGCGACGCGCACUUCUGGCCGGUCAGAAUCGACGGUGACACCAUUGCACUCCGCAAUGCGGGCAAUGACCAAUAUUGUUCACGUCUGACCGCCCAAGGGAAGACCAGCAUGUUAAAUGCGGCCGUCCGCACCAUCACCAAUGAAGCCAGACUGGUGGUGCAAGAGCUCGUAUCCCAAAGAAAGAUCCACAACGUCAGAUAUCGGAUGGACAACGCCAGGAUAUAUAACGAGAUGCCUUACGUUGCAGGCUCAUCCGUGCUUAUUAACUCCACCGACCAAGAGGCUAACAUGGGUGUUGAGAUUACGUAUCAAGACGAGAAAUCUUAUACUUUUAGCCGCAGCUUGUCUUUAACUGCAGGGGUGACCACCACCUUCAGUACUGGCGUGCCCUUCAUCGUAAAAGGAGAGAUCACCGUCUCAUUCGAGAUAAACACCACUCUCCGGUGGGACACCACCACAACUACUACCACAUCACUUAAGGCUUCGGGCUCUGUUCCCGUACCUGCGAGGACUUCGGCUGUGAUUGAGUAUGUCGGGACUAGGGGCACUUGCGAUAUUCCUUAUUCUUACACGCAGCAAGACACGAACUCCACCAAUGGCCAGGUUUCUUACACUGAGCAUGUUGAUGGUAUUUACAAAGGUGUCAGUUCUUACAACUUCAGCUUUGUUAUCAGAUCCACUCAGCGCCUCGCCUGAUCAUCCCAAUCAUCAAUAACCGUCAUCAAGUUUAUAUCUUAUAUGUAAGCUAGCUUCAUAGCUACAAUUGGUGUGUUUCAUGAAGUUUAUUUCCCAAUCAACAGUAUUUAUUCAAUAAGGUAGCUUCAUAGCUGCAAUUGGUUUGUGUCA
Molecule: messenger RNA, 1587 nt
Organism: Salvia hispanica
Lineage: Eukaryota; Viridiplantae; Streptophyta; Magnoliopsida; Lamiales; Lamiaceae
Source: RefSeq, a predicted model, not a curated record